This is a messenger RNA of Rhopilema esculentum, 4204 nucleotides long. RefSeq lists its product as uncharacterized. Gene Ontology annotation, molecular function: protein binding; histone acetyltransferase activity. The record is from RefSeq and is a predicted model, not a curated record. NCBI's taxonomy places the organism in Eukaryota, Metazoa, Cnidaria, Scyphozoa, Rhizostomeae, Rhizostomatidae. Gene Ontology annotation, biological process: transcription initiation at RNA polymerase III promoter. Gene Ontology annotation, cellular component: transcription factor TFIIIC complex.
CAUUUCAGUCUCGAUUUCGUGCUAAGAUGUAAGAUGGCGACUUGUGAAGUUGUCAGUGAAAGUAAAGGCGCGAAUUUGAAACAUGUGAAAGAUUGGUCAAUAGGAAUGUAUACAUCAUAUUUUCGAAGCAUUUCAAGCACCUUUGGGUCUCUCAAGGUAUCAAAAGAUGGACAAAUCGGUGUCGUAGCAAAUGACGGAAUUCACAUCCUUAGACAGAAGUCUUGCACUGGUGACUUAUCAGCUCCUCUGAAUUUUACUUUAUCUUUUCUGGCAAAUCCACCAGAGGAAAGUGCAUUUGAUGUUGGAAUUGAUACUAACACAUUCUGUGUUCAGCCGACUGAGUUUCCUGAGGCCUACUCAUUUUCUUUGAACAGGACAUUGAAUCCAAAUAAAGCAAACCUUUUUCCAACAUUAUUUAUUGACUGUGCUUGGUCACCAUCAAAUAUUUUGUCUAAUGGCAGCUCUCUCCUGGCAACAUUGUCAUCCAACAAUCGAAUUUACCUUUCAAAGGAAGAGUUAUUCACAGGCUGCUCAGACAUAAUUUUAGAUGUUAGCAAAACACUGUUUGAGAAUUAUAAAGGAACUGACUUUACUGAUCCAGUUACUAAACUGUUUUAUAUGGAAGCAGCAAACUUGGAAAGUUUAUCAAAACAAUUUUUGGAAUAUAGAAGGAGACAGAAUUACUUGGCCAUAACAGGAAUAGAUUGGUGUCCCUUGUUAGAUCCACAUGCCUACAAGGGAGUCAAUUCAUUAGAAAAUCAAGAUGAAGGAGCUCUUUCAAGACUCACAAUUUCUCUACUUUGUGGUUGCAACAAGCUUGGGAUGGUUUUUAUCUGGCAAGUUAUUGUUGAUAUGUUAAAUGACAAUGUCUCAUCUAAUCUUGUUGGCAGGUUUCAUUUACUGAACGAAUGUGCCACAAAUGUUGCUUGGUAUCAGCAUGAACAGUCAACAAAAGGUUGCAUUGCUGUGUCCUUUUCAAAUGGUUUUAUAAAGUUGUUUGCUAUUGAUAUUGCAACCACAAAGAAAAAUGAUGUCACUGUAAACGAGCUGCAGCAGUAUGAUCUCUGGACUGAGGAGGAUCUUAUCCACAUUACUUCAAUGGAAUGGCUCAAAAGGGAUAACAAUGUCCAUUUAGUGGUCAUCAAAGAUGCCAAUAUCCUUUUGUUCACAAUCAACUUUGGUGAAGAUCAGCAAGUGGAUAGCCAUUCAUACAAACUGCCCCCUUGUACACAUGAGCACCCUAUUUCUGCCCUUUGCUGUAGAGGGGACUAUAUUGUCACCACUUCGUGCAAUGGCUUCACGGAAUUCUUUUCUAUAGGUGAUAAAAAUGCGACUGUGAUAAAGAACCACUGUAAGCCAGGAUACAGCUGCUUUGGGAUGCAGAUCUCAGCGGAUGGAUGGCUGCUCAUUCGCUUAAUCAGUCCUACCAAUAUCUUCUAUCGCCUUGGUAAAAAAUGCUUGGAAUCAGAGCUUGUAAUCAACCCAUUCCUGUCCUUUGAAGACGCGGCACAACUCAUCGCAGAUUCCCAUACCCCACCUGGGGUUGAGAUGUACGAAUAUUGCAGAGUUUUGGCAAGCUAUGUUGGUUUUCCAAAGCUACUUGAGAACUUUGCUGCCUCCCCAAUAGAUAAAACGUUGUCACCGAUACAAUUGCAGAAAAAACUCUUUGUUAACUGGCUAGAAAAUGAGAGGAAAGAAAAUCUAAAAGAACCACUGUCCAAGGAAAUGUAUAUGCAAUUGCUGUUUAACCAGAGAGCUCGACGAAUAUUAAGGCAUGCAAAGGAUUAUCUAAAGACGUUUCAGGGCCUUGGUGAUAAAAGUAAAAAGUUGCUAUUGCUUGCUGCUGAUUGGCUGGUUAUUAAAAGUGAUAAUGAAGCAUACUUUGAGUUAGCGAUUUUGGUAUACGAGCUAGCAGGGGAUGCCCCGUCGGUUGACAGAGCUAGGGCGAUCUGGGCAAAGAGAUUUGCAAGUGGAACACCAAACGAUGCUAGUGCUUUGGAGAGAACACGUAACAGUGUUCAUUUGCCAAGCCGAGAGACUUGUCCAGUCUGUAAAGGAGAUAUCUUUUUAGAGAACGAGCAAUUUGGAAACUGCGAGAAAGGACACAGAUGGAGUAGAUGUAUUUGUACGUUUUUUAUUAUAAGCCAGGAGAGACUUCGGACUUGCUGCAACUGCGGUAGGGUGGCAUCUGCUAAAGAAAUAACUCAAGGCAAACCAGUGUCACUUUAUCACAAACAAAUUAAUACGAAUAAAUGUCCAAUAUGUAACAGUCUGCUCCUGGGAACCUAAACGACUUGGCUAUCAAUUUUGCAGUAAUCCAAUCGCUUUAUUUAGCAAUUCAAGUAAAAUUAUUUGAAAUUACCUACUGAAAGAUAGGAUACACAAGUUAUACUACUACUCAGCUACAAGUUAUUUUGAUGACAUAAAGUACAAAGAUCAAUCAUUCUUCUUUCAGUUUACUCAUGAUUAUGGCCUCAUUGCAAUGAGCCUCCUAUCUGAUUUCCCAAGAGUUCAAGAUUGCCAUUUAGUUGCCCGCCUCCCUUUGGCUUUCUUUAACCGUGAUAAUCUGUUCUCGUUUCGUCUUUUCGGUUCUUCAAUGUCUUUCUCUUUGACCAUGAGCAAAUAUUUCUGUGCUCUAUUUGUGGCCGCGUUUCGAUGGAGAACAACCCGCUGCAGUGUGCAAUAACUUUAUCGCACACCCAUUUUAAAUCUCCCGUAUCAAAGAGGCUUUCAAAUAUCAUCGUUAAAUCUGAGUACUAGCUCAUUUCAUUUCUUGUACUAGCUCGUUAUGAACUUUAUUCUAUUCCUUUCGUAAAAGGUCCGUAUGUUCCAUGUUUUUGAGAUCUGCUUUCAAACGUUUAACUGUCAGUUGAUUUGGAAAUCGCCAACUGAAGUUGUAGAAUACUCUUGAUAUCGCCAGGCUUCUUUGGUUAUUGGAAUAUGCUUUCAAAAUGUUUUAUCUAAGACCAGACCUUCAAUAUGUUGUCUUGAUUUUGUAAUAUAAAUAUUUUUCAUAUGAAUGGGGUUUGCAGAAAUAUUGCGGUUCUUUUAAUUAAGAACAAUAGCAAGGCUCGAAAUUCCUCGUCUUUUCAUCUAGCUGAUUUUUUUCAGGAAACAUAACAAGUAUGACUUUUACACAUAAAGUCUGAAGUACGCCCAUCAACGAACUUGUUUUGUGCUAAUAUAUUUCAUUUUCUAAAAUGUUGAAGAAAGGCAACAGCAGAUGAUAGAGCGUUUUGCUCAGUUUUUAUCAAAUUUAAACGGUGCCUUGCCUAAGAAUGAUGUAAGAAUAAUGUUUAUCAGAAUUGGAUCACCCUGAUUCGGGAGUAAGAAAUUCACUGUCAUCUUCCAGACAAAACUGAAUCCGAUUCUUCCGUUUCAUUCCAACACAGGUAUUUCGUAUUCAUUUUCCUAAACAAGGGCACAGAACCCUUUUCAUGCACUGCCACAUCACAAAAUGCUAAGAGAACAAGCUAACCAUUGAUUCACAAAAAGGAUUCUCUUGAAUUUUCUCUGCGAAAGCUUGGUUCAAGAAAUUUCAUCAAGUUUAAUAUGUGACAGUGUAUGCCAUUAUGGCGCUGUUGAUGUCGAAUCAGAUAGCACGAUUGUUGAGUUUGUGCUCAUUGUAGCUAGCAGCGCCCGAGUAAGCAUUAAAUUGGGUCUCUUACAUGGUCAAAGCAGCAAGCAUGCAAGUAUGCAUUGGCCUUGGGUAUAUUGUAUAUAAACUUUAUGAUGGUAUAGUUUCUUUCUCACACGUUACAAGACAACCUAGAAUUGGACUAUGGAGAGCAAAGAUCUUGCAACCCUACCUACCCAGCCCGUAUCUCGUUAUUUCAAGGUUUUUAUUGGCAUGUUAACUUUAAUGUUUUCUUUGUUCAUUAGUUGAUGGCCGAAUGGCUUCCAACUUUUUGCCCUAACAAGGUGUUGCUAGUAGGCGGAAGAAAGUGGUUCUUUCUUCUUCUUCAAAAACGGCUGGGGUUUUUUUAUGGCCUGGCCGUCUUUGCGAUUGGCGCACAGACAGCCCAAAAAUAAAUGGCCCUAAUGAUUAAGGAAUAACAUUUUCAGUUUUGUGCUUGAAAAUGAUUAAAUUAUUCUGAGGAUUUACCCUUUAUUCGCUAACGUUUUCUACGGUUUCCUGGAACAAAUAUUAAAAUUCAUUGCAAAAGCAUGCAGUCUAAGAAAGAUACAAACAUUUUCCUUUCUU